GAGCGGGGCGUCGUGUGAGUCUCUGCGGUUCGUCUUUGCAUCCGGGGACGGCACAGAGGCGCCAGCUUUUCCCGUUUGUCAGGACGAGGAGGCGGAGAGCUAAGUGAAAUAACGCCCACGGUCCACGGUUCUUCUCUUUGAGAACCAGCGUCUCCAGAGCGAUGGAGUACAUGACCGAAUCGACCGUCCACACCCCCGCACACAUCUUGUGCUGUGAGUGCGGCAUCCCUAUUAGUCCAAACCCUGCCAAUAUUUGUGUUGCCUGUUUGCGAAGUAAAGUAGACAUCAGCCAAGGCAUUCCAAAACAAGUCACUAUUUCUUUCUGCAAACAAUGCCAAAGAUAUUUUCAGCCACCAGGAACUUGGAUACAGUGUGCACUAGAAUCCAGGGAACUUCUUGCUUUGUGCUUGAAAAAAAUCAAAGCCCCUCUGAGUAAGGUUCGACUUGUAGAUGCAGGCUUUGUUUGGACUGAACCCCAUUCGAAGAGACUUAAAGUUAAACUGACUAUUCAGAAAGAGGUGAUGAAUGGUGCUAUCCUGCAGCAAGUAUUUGUAGUGGAUUAUAUUGUUCAGCCACAGAUGUGUGGAGAUUGCCAUAGAGUAGAAGCUAAGGAUUUUUGGAAGGCUGUGAUUCAAGUCAGGCAAAAGACUCUGCACAAAAAAACUUUCUACUAUUUGGAACAAUUGAUUUUGAAAUAUGGAAUGCAUCAGAAUACACUUCGUAUCAAAGAGGUUCAUGAUGGUCUGGAUUUCUUUUACUCUUCAAAACAACAUGCUCAGAAGAUGGUAGAAUUUCUUCACUCUUCAGUUCCCUGCAGAUAUAAAGCAUCACAGAGGUUAAUCUCUCAGGAUAUCCGUAGUAACAUAUACAAUUACAAAAGCACCUUUUCUGUGGAAAUUGUUCCAAUAUGCAAGGAUAAUGUUGUUUGUCUGUCUCCAAAAUUGGCACAUAGCCUGGGAAAUAUGAACCAGAUCUGUGUGUGUAUUCGAGUGACCAGCACCAUCCAUCUCAUAGACCCGAAUACGCUACAAGUUGCAGAUAUUGAUGGGAACACUUUCUGGAAUCACCCUUUCAAUAGUUUAUGUCAUCCCAAGCAACUAGAGGAAUUUAUUGUGAUGGAAUGCAGCAUCGUCCGAGAUCUAAAGCGCAGUGCAGGUGCUGGAAUGAUAUCAAAAAAGCAUACCCUCGGGGAAGUCUGGGUACAAAAAACUUCAGAGAUGGAUACAGAUAAACAAUAUUUUUGUCGCACUCAUUUGGGACAUCUACUAAAUCCUGGUGACCUGGUUUUAGGGUUUGAUUUGGCCAACUCUAACUUAAAUGAUGAGUAUGUCAACAAAAUGAAUGCAGAUAGAGUCCCAGAUGUGGUAUUAAUCAAAAAGAGCUAUGACCGCACCAAACGACAACGUCGUAGAAAUUGGAAACUUAAAGAACUUGAAAGAGAUAGAGAAAACAUGGAUACAGAUGAUGAAAGGCACUACCAAGAUUUUCUUGAAGAUCUUGAAGAAGAUGAGGCAAUUAGGAAAAAUGUCAACAUUUACAGAGAUGCAACCAUUCCUGUGGAGAGUGACACUGAUGAUGAAGGAGCACCUCGAAUUAGUCUGACAGAGAUGCUUGAAGACCUUCACAUUUCCCAAGAUGCUACUGGUGAAGAAGGUGCAUCAAUGAUGACUCAGUGAGAUUCCCAUGGUUUCACAUCUGUGAGGUUAGGAUGUGUACAGAAUUGCAUGUGCUGUCAGUUCCAUCUCUGCCUUCAUAAUGAAGGAGAAAGUUCACUUUCAACAAAUAUGACCUGGUGCAUUCAUUCAAAACACUGCAAAAUGUUGAUUGAUGCCUUUGAGGUUUUAGGUAACAAAAGAUUGUGAAGAAUGUAACUAUUGCAGAUAUUUUUGGCCAUUUAACAAUGGAGUGGUGUCCAUUCGCUGCUGCUGCUUUUGUUAUAAAUAUGUUUUUGGUGUCUGUGCAGGGGUUGUUUCUAGCAGUACUGGGACCGAUUUGGUACCAGGCAGCAAACCCACAUGCAAAGAAUACAUUCAUUUAGAGCUCUCCCCUGCCCUCAUUUUAUUCUUUAUGAGAUACUAGGAUUUCACUUACUAUAGCAUUGGAUUUGAAGUUCAGAAGUCUGGGCCUGGGAGAUGGAUGGAAGGACCAGAGUGCUCGCUUUGUGUGCAGGAACACACCUGCAUGGUCAUGGCACCUCCAAGAGCUGCUCCUGUGCAUCCAGAGCCUGGAGUAGCCCCUGAGCACCAGAUACUCUGGGAUGCUUUUAGAGGUCACCUAAAUUUUCAAACAUAAAACAAGCUUUGUUUUUUUUUUUUUUUAAAUAUCAGUUGCUUUUGUAAAAGAGCAUAUGAAGAAUCAUUUUUAAUAUAACUUGUGUACUUUGAUGCCCUUUUAGAUCAUUUUUAUGUCCUUAGGAUAGGAUGUUCAGCAAAAAAGUUAAUGUUUUAUUUGUAAUGUUAACAUCUUCAAAAACCAUUGAACUAGGGGCAUUCUGAUUGUUUUUUUUCCAGAAGAAAAUGUAUUUCCCUUGAACUAGGGGUGUUCUGAUUUUUCAUGAAGAAGAAAAUAUAUUUAAAAUAUUUGUUGAUUUCUAGAAAACCUAGAAUAAUUACAAAAGAUUAAACAGCUUGUAUUUUAGUUUUGCCUGCCCAGCAGAUUAGGAUGUUAGUUGCUUUUGUCAUAAAAUUGUCUUGGAAACUUUCGAGGAUAACUUGAACAAGUUUUCGUUACUCUGAACAUAUCACAAAAAGCUUAUUGGAAUCUAAUUUAUACUUGGUGAAGGAGUAAAAAUUAUCUUUGCUUUAUUAGACAAUAAAUUGGGAUUUGAAUAAGAAAUGCGUUCCAUCUUUGAGAGGGUGCUGGAUUUUUGGUGUCCUAAGAAUGGAGGAUUAAGGUACUAUUUCUGUAAGCAAGAUCUUAGUUCCUAAGUAUGUCAGAAUGAAGAACCAUUUAAUAAAUUCUAUGUCUACCACUAAAUUGAGCAAGUUCUGAAUAGAAUAUUUUCCUUUUUUAAGAAGAUUGCACUCUCCAAGGCCUAAACUCUCUCUGGUAGCUCUUUUUCUGUCUGCAUACUUCAUUUAUGGCCUCCACGUCACCUGUAUCAAGAUAUUUAAAUAUUUAAAUAAAUAUUUGAAUUUUUAUUUUUA
This is a messenger RNA of Sorex fumeus (smoky shrew), 3146 nucleotides long. RefSeq names its product NMD3 ribosome export adaptor (gene NMD3). The record is from RefSeq and is a predicted model, not a curated record. Lineage: Eukaryota; Metazoa; Chordata; Mammalia; Eulipotyphla; Soricidae. Gene Ontology annotation, molecular function: ribosomal large subunit binding. Gene Ontology annotation, cellular component: cytoplasm; nucleus. Gene Ontology annotation, biological process: ribosomal large subunit export from nucleus. The transcript is spliced from 16 exons. The coding region runs from base 162 to 1676 and encodes 504 amino acids.